Molecule: messenger RNA, 2337 nt
Organism: Neodiprion virginianus
Lineage: Eukaryota; Metazoa; Arthropoda; Insecta; Hymenoptera; Diprionidae
Exons: 8
Coding region: 169-2133 (654 amino acids)
Biological process (GO): SCF-dependent proteasomal ubiquitin-dependent protein catabolic process
Molecular function (GO): protein binding
Source: RefSeq, a predicted model, not a curated record
GAAUUUCUUAUGUACAUACAUCAUUGAAGUACAUCCAUCCAGUUUUACCUAGGAAAAGCACAACACAUCGCACAACUCAUGUAGAAGACAGAAGAUGCAUGAAACUUUCCUUACCUGUUCGAUCUGCAAUAAUAUUUUUCUGCCAGUGUGAAAUAACAAUUUACGAAAAUGAGUACCAGUGAUCCGAACAUCUUCAACAUACUUUAUUUUCCGGAUGAAAUUCUUGUGAUUAUUAUUCUUUGCUUAGAGUCCAGAGAACGUGUGGCGUUGGGUUGCACUUGCACGAGAUUUGAUAAUCUUGUAUUCGGCGACAGGGAAUUGCUGAGAAAUUUGGAUUUUUCAAAAAAUGGACGGCUAACAACCAUUCAAGAUAUCCAGCUAUAUUUUAACAAUGAUAACUGCUGUGAAUAUAUACUUAAAGUGAAUAUAAUGAACGUACUUUGCAUUGCGCCAGGAGAAAUGUUGAACAACACGAUUGGCAAAGCAAUAAACCUUGUCGAUGUUAAUGUAUAUGGAAUUAAGUUUAACGACGUUCGGGAGUUGAAGUCUUUUCUGGAAUUGCUGAUACAUAUCAAAAGGCUGACUAUUGAUUGGCCAGAUGAGGAUGAACGUUAUGUCGUUUGCCGUGAUCUUUUGCAAGAACCGUUCAAACGGCUUCAUUAUUUGUCUGCAAGAGUGAGUGCUUACUCCAGGAAUUUUCUUCCUAUGGUACAACUUUCUGAUGAGCUCAAGGAGUUGCGUAUGGUGACAAGGAUGCCUUAUAACCGAACACCAGAGAGCACACCGUUAGUUUUGGAAUUAGAGAAACCAAAAAACCUUCAGAUCGUUCAAGUUCGUGGGUGGCAUACGCUUCAAUGGUUUAAAAAACGCAUUAUUAAUAUGCUCCCGAAUCGAUAUGUGUGGACAGAUUUUCAACUGGUUGAUAUUACCAGGCAGCCAGGCUUUUAUCUUGAAAGAAGUGUCAAACUUUGUCCGCAAUUACUGAGAAGUAAUGUGACUGAGACUGUUCCAUAUCUUAAUCAUAUCUAUCCAGUUGGUUGGUUUCUGCUGGCGGAAACAUUAUUGCUAGAAGUAAUGAAAGUCCAUUAUGAAGAUGUACCAGAUAAUUUCUGUUGUUUGCGAAAAUGUCAAAUACGUCAAUUUGCAUACAUAGAUGAAGAGCCAUGUCUAUUGGAGAUUGAAGAGGCAAAGCGGCUGCUAAAGGAUUCUAAGUAUCAGAUAUCCUUUUUACACUUCAAGCAUAGCAUAGAACCGGACUGUGAUGUGCAUUUACUGGCAUCGGCAUUCCCAAAUCUCACAACACUUGUUUUAUCUCAUAUAGUAAAACAAAAGGUAGGUACUCAGAGAAGGAACUACUUGAGAAGCCAUCUUAUUAAGCGAGGUGGUGCCGCAUUUGGAAAAUCCAAUCAACCUAUUAAAGUUAAAGAGUCUUCUUUCGAAGUUCUAAUACGUAACACACCACAUGUUAGAGAUCUGACGAUUUACUCCAAGAACAACUGUGACGUUUUCAGCCAGUGGGACUUAGAUGCUCUGGUCCUUAUUUCACGUUGGAAAAAACUCACGACCUUACGUUUGGGCUGCAUACCUAUUCAAAAUGGAAAGUUUUUGGUUGAAAUUGGAAAAUGCUGUCCACACUUGGAGAAUGUAGUAAUUAAUAAUCUGGGAUUUACUAAUCCCUGUAACUACACAAGAGACUUACUGGAAAUGUUAACCCAUUGUCGUAAUUUAAAAGAUUUUUCAAUCGACCAGUGCGCAAUAACUGAAGUCUCUGAACUGCUUACUUGCCUUAGCUUCAACUUACAGCUCGAAAGUGUUCGUGUGCGGAAUCAUGAUGGACGACCGUGUCCUGAGAAUUUGAUGGAGUCAAUGGAACAUUUGAUUCAAACCUGCACGAAGUUGACUACAUUUGCGUUUAUCAAUCUGUUGAUCUCCAAAGUCGAUUCUGACAAUAUGGUUAUUGGGUUACGCAGAAUAAAAAGCGAAUUGAAUCGUCGAGGAUUUCAAUAUGAAGUUGGUAAUCCAAACUUUUUGAAUCUUGAGUCUAAAGGAAACCCCAAAGAUUUUAUUGACGAAGAUGAACCACCUGGGUUCUUUCUUCCUAAGUUGGAAUUGCGGAUUUCUCAUGGACCGUGAAGAAUGCCAAUGUGGGAAUCACUAAAUUGUAUUCUUUUUUUGUUCUUUACUUUGUAUCAUUCACGUAUUGCUGUGCAUACAUGCCUGUUAUCAUAUUGUACCUAACGGUUACCCGCCGAUAUAUUCUCCACGUAUAAGAAAUUGUAAACAUUGUAAAAAAAAAACUACUUUUCUAACUCUUGUAAACAAAUGUAUAUUUCACAA